Molecule: messenger RNA, 1803 nt
Organism: Cimex lectularius (bed bug)
Lineage: Eukaryota; Metazoa; Arthropoda; Insecta; Hemiptera; Cimicidae
Product: general transcription factor 3C polypeptide 2-like
Exons: 11
Coding region: 4-1386 (460 amino acids)
Biological process (GO): transcription by RNA polymerase III
Cellular component (GO): transcription factor TFIIIC complex
Molecular function (GO): protein binding
Source: RefSeq, a predicted model, not a curated record
UUGAUGAAUAAUACAAUGGUAAAUCAUGCGGCUUUUAUAUUUUGUGGCGGACCCAUUUUCGCUCUUGGCUGGGCUCCUGGGAACAACAGGCAGUUCCUGGCGAUUGGGGCUCACCUGUCAAUGUCCGAUUUCUACCAAGUGUCUUCCACCUGUUCUGGUCCCGGAAACAUCCAGAUUUGGUCGUUCGGAGAUCUGGCGAACACCAAGCAAACUUCAUUCGUGGGUACGAGGCUUGAAUAUUUAAUAUGUCACGACUUCGGUGGCGCAUGGGCAUUGGAGUGGUGUCCAGUCGGAUGCCAGAAUGACAAAAGAAUGGGCCUCCUUGCAGUGGCAUCCGCCAGUGGUUCUAUCCCAUUGUUUUCGGUUCCUCAGCCAAAAGCCUCCAGUGAAAUUAGAUUUCCUGCUUGUAAACCUCAGCCUGUUUUAAUUUUAGAAUUAGGACCUUAUGAAAAAUAUCAGUGCACCAGAAUAAGUUGGUCUAAAGUAAAACCUCACAGGACGAUAGCAGGUGGAUUUGUCAAUGGUUACAUUGCACUUUGGGACCUCUUGUCAACCUCUUCUCUUCUGAGACGUGGAAAGAUUCUUUAUCCUUUUAAAGUAUUUCAAGCGCACUAUUCCAUCAUUACCGGACUUAUGUUUAGCCCAAUGAGUGAUACACACCUUGUCAGCUGUGCACAUGAUAAAUUUUUGAAAUACUGGGACUUGAAGGACACAACAGCUCCACAAAGCAAAAACUGGCGUAAUUUAUCUACAGAUGUAACGUGGCUUCAACAUUGGAUGACCUGUGCUACAGCUGUAGAUAAUAUUUAUUCGGCUGGAGAAAGCACAAUGAUUUUUAAUAGUAUUAGAGAUUUUGUUUAUGAACCUCAGUCAUUUAUUGCGAAUGUUGAUUCUUCAGCUUUGAGUAUAUCAGGAAAUGAUUGGUUAAACGCUGUGGCACUGUCUUACGACAAUGGGCAAAUCAAUUUAGCUUUUGGAAGACGACAGCCUUUAGUCAGUCACGACGAUCGCAAAAAAUAUAUCAAGGUGGUAAUGGAGCCUCACCUUUACAAUUUUGAAGUCAAGGGUUAUGAAAAGCAGACUAACAUUGGAAAAGAGGGGAAAGAAUGUGCACUAGUUGACUGUGUAUCUUACGAAGAAGCUGUUGGCAAAUAUGGCAUCCACUUUAAAACCGAUUUUAAAAUGGGUUAUAGAGAAGAACUUAAAGGAAAUGCUCCUAACCAUAUCCAUAUCUAUCCGCUGAUAGCUGCAAAUAAGGUGUGUUGGAAUCCGAAUAUUAACGGAUUUCUAAAUUUGGCAAUUGGUUACCAAAGUGGUUUUGUAAUUGUUCCGAGACUCAUAUUUGCACCGCAAGAUCAAGAGAAGAUUGACGACGUGCUAAGUUGAAACUUGCCAUGACCUUCUAAUCAAGACUGGAUGUUUGCUUAAAUUUCUACGUGUACAUAUUUUUUAUAAUAUUUGAAAUUGAACAAAAAUUUUGUAUCAACUGUGAUAUUAAAGAUACAUGUUAUUUGUGUUUUAUACCAAAGAACAGAAUAAUUCUGUUUUCUCAUUCCAAGCUGAUGUUUUUGUGUUAAACAAAAUGCGAUUUUUUGUUGAUUGCUUGGUAGGCAAAUAUUUGAAAACUGAUCCGCUCUGGUUUGUCUUCUCUAUCUCUAUUUUCUAUUUGUUAAGUUUGAUCUGGUUGUACUCAUCUAUUUGUAAUUUAUAUGAAUGAAAAGAAUACAAAUGAAACUUAACUCAAAUUAAUAAAUAAAAAUGUGUUCUCAUAUAAAUGAUGUACAAUAAAAUUGUUGAAUCGCU